Molecule: messenger RNA, 5052 nt
Organism: Acanthaster planci (crown-of-thorns starfish)
Lineage: Eukaryota; Metazoa; Echinodermata; Asteroidea; Valvatida; Acanthasteridae
Product: chordin-like
Biological process (GO): multicellular organism development; dorsal/ventral pattern formation; negative regulation of BMP signaling pathway
Molecular function (GO): BMP binding
Source: RefSeq, a predicted model, not a curated record
ACGUGACGUACUGUACUAUUGAGUGAUCACGAUUGCAUUCUACAGCAUAAGACGGCGAGACUGAACUUAACUCCAUUCUUAAAUCUGUUGCUGUCAAGCCGCGGCAAACUCUUGACGACCUCUGAAUGACUUUCUUUCUUGAGCGCGUCACGUGUAGUUAAGACCAGUAUGUAGAGGCUCGACAUUGAAUCUAUCCGUAUAGUCAGACCAGGUCCUGGCUUCAGUCCAGAGGCAUGCUAGAUAUUCCAAAAAAUGAGUGAAUCGUACACUGCAUUGUAAUCUCAGUCAGUUUCGCCUAUUUCUGCUGUUCAUAAACGUCGUGUCACGUUCGAGAGCCACCGAUUUUGCAAGUGGGUGGACGGCAAAUUUCUUGACUGCUUAGACUCGAAGCAAUCGUGUGCAACACACCCCAGAUGGGUUUUAUUGUGCACCUUACUGAAUGACCUCGCGCUGCGCGGUACGCACAGACGGCAUCGACUUGUAGGUGGGAGUAACUAAACUGCAUCUUCGUCAGCAUUCAGCAUUUAACGCAUUGCAGUUCUUCAUCUAGCGCCUUCGCUGUGGGCUUUGUCGUGGAGAUAGAGAUUAACACUUGUCACGUCAGCUCAUAUUGCUCUUGCAUGUCAUCGUAGGAGGAUGUGGAGAACUAACUCAGUGCGGCUUAGUAUCGGGUUGAUAAUACCCUGUUUACUGGCAUCGUUGAUUCCACUCGCCCAAUCCGGAAGAAAAGGACAUGCCCAGAUUCCCAUCAGAGCGGAACCAGAUACUCCCCACUCACGGGGUAUACCAGGUUGUAUAUUUGAUGAUGUGUUCUACGAUUUAGAGGCACAUUGGCACCCAGACCUUGGUUUUGGUGAAAUGACUUGCAUGGACUGUCAGUGCGUACCGAUUGCUAAAGAUGGAAUAGUCACAGGGAGAGUCAGUUGCCGAGACAUCAAAAAGGACUGUAUAGAGCCGCAGUGUCCAACUGGUGUUGAACCCGUCCUUCUCGAUGGAGAGUGUUGCAAGGCAUGUCCACAAAAUGAGAGAGGAAGCAGCAGAACGGAAGAAGUCAAUAAGUUAAGAGAUCGCCCAACAGACAUCUCAGAUGAUCUGAUUGAUACCACCUCGAGAGGAGAAGUUUAUGUUUCCAUGUUAACUGGCACUUUGAUUGAUGUUAAAACCAACGCUGUUGCUCGUGCAUCAUUCUCGUUACUUGAUGGAACGCUGUAUUACUCCAUACAGUACAGGAGAAUGGAUCGUCCCAUCAGAGUAACCUUUACUGAUGCCUUGAAUUCUACAGUGCACUACAUUGACCUCGUUGAUACCGUUGACAUGGUUUGUGGCCAAUGGCAACACGUCCCUGCAACGUACGUUCAGCAUUUACAGAGUAAACUGCUGUUUGUGACAUUGUCAACUACGUCUCACGAAGAAGGUGAGGUCCGCGGUCGGAUCAUGCCUCAUCGUGCAUUAACGGAUGAAAGCUUUAGUGUACUCUUGACACGUAGAGACAAAGGAAGUGGACGAAGUCGAAAGAGCAAUGAUCGUCUUGGAUCUGGGGCUAUUAUAAUGAUUGCUGUAACUGGCAACGGGGAUCAACUCAAUUUUGCUGCACUCAUUGACGGAGUAACUGAAAACACAGAACGUACGCUUGAGACCAGAUUUACAUUACAGCUGAAGAAAGGCAGAGAUGUCAUUGCUGAGAUACAAAAGACUGUACUGCCAGACGAUUUAGAUUUAGCUGAUGUGUGGGACCAGUUUACAUCAAAAAUGCAGAAGAAUUUAGCGAGGGGUCUCUUAUCUGUAAGCAUCACGAUAGAAGGACAAGAGGGGGAGUUGGCUGGACCCAUUACACCCAUGCAAACAUGCAGUACUAUGCAUGCAGUUUUAUCUGGCAGCCAAGCUCUGGACAGACCUAAAGCCACAGGAGCUAGCGGUUCAGCAAUCGUCAGUAUUGAUGACAAAGGAAAGAUAAGCUAUCAGAUUCUUAUUACGGGAUUGAGGACAAACGUUGUUGGCUUGACAAUAGAGGGUAAACCAAAAAACAGGCGGAAACGGAGGAUUGUGGCAGACAUACUGAAAGACUACAGAAAUGGCCAGGCUGUUGGACGUUACAGUAAAGCUAAGGCACGUGAAAUCCACCAACUGUUACAUGGCGGACUGUAUAUCAACGUAGCAACAGAGGCUUACGAGACGUCAGAGCUUCGUGGAAAAAUCACCACCCUACCCUAUUCCUCAAGCCUCGCUAACUACAAAGGGAUGCCAGUCCAAAUGUCCGGAAGCAUUAUAUCUCCGCCACAGUUAACUGGUGCCGGAGGUCACGCCUUUAUGGUCCUUGACUCCAGGUGUGCAUUGCAUUACGAAGUGUCCGUAGUAGGAAUCAAUGACGAGGAAUCCACAGCGUCAGAUGGCAGCGUCGAUCACGUUUUUGCUGAGAUUGGAGAAAUUGAAGGAGACAGCUUUGUCGUCACACACGUAUUAAAUGAGGUCCACAAUAACCUGGCAGGUGGAGUAUUGUACGAUGUUCCACCUUCCCUUCUGGAGUCGAUGGAUAAUGGCAAUGCCUUUAUUCAAGUCAGCUCCAAGAAUUAUAGGGAUGGAGAAAUUCGGGGAUUGGUGGUGCUACCCAACACAUGCUACAGCUCAUCAUCUUCUGGGUCCCAACAUACCAGUGGCCCAACCCUCAUAGAUGAUGCUUCGCAUGGUGCCAGUGUUGAGGCACUCCCCAAUUCCUGCUUCUUUGAAUCACGCUACCGGAUUCCCGAUUCAAGUUGGUCCCCAGAUUAUGACCCUGUUUGCACUACCUGCAUAUGUAAGAGAAGCGUGGUGAUAUGCGACCCUGUGGUUUGUCCUCAACUUGCAUGCACCAAUCCCGUGAAGGUGCCUGGAGAAUGCUGCCCAAUAUGUCCGAUAGAGGAGGGUAGUCUGGAAACUGAGACCUGUUUCUUUGAAGGAGAUAAGAAAUAUCAUAGUGUUGGUUCACAGUGGCAUCCAUUUGUACCACCGUUUGGUUACAUCCAGUGUGCUAUAUGCACUUGCCGUUCAGCAGGUGAAUAUGAUUGUCAGAGGGUAGAGUGCCCUAAACUAGACUGCGAGAGACCAGUCAGGAUGAACCCAACAGAUUGCUGUCAGACUUGCCCUGAAGAGUCAUCUACGACUCCCGAACCUGUGGAGAGUGAUGUCAUACAAGCUGAUGAAGUGGAGCGAGGGUGUUCAUUUCAUGGAGAUUUCUACAGGAAUGAUGAAGAAUGGCAUCCACAAAUACCUCCCUUUGGAACUUCCUUCUGCGUCAAAUGCAGAUGCAAAAACGGCUCAACAAAAUGCAAAAAGAAGAAUUGUCCCAAAUUAUCAUGCGAAGAAACAAUGGAGAUCAAAGGUGAAUGCUGUCCUGUGUGCACAGAUGGAUCCAGUGGAUUAUUAGCAACACUUUUUCCUUCGAUGUCAACAAGGCUGCCUUCGCUGAUUGAAAACAGACGGAAGGAUAGGCGGAAGCACUAACGGUGAACCACCAGGCGUGUACAUAUCUUAGCUAUACCAAAUAAUAUUAAUUGUUGUGAUCAAAGCCCUGAUUUUUAGUUCAUAACUUCCAACUGUACUAACAAAAAAUAUGCUUCUUACGCUUGCACUCUUUAUUGAAACAAAUAAGAUUAUAAUGUAUCUGUUCUUCACUGAAAACAAAACAGUUCAAACAUUUAAGUACCUGUUGCUUAGCUCCUAAUGCUACUUGAAUGUGAAUGGUCCGACUGGAAUUGAAGAACAACUGUUGAAAUUAACUUUCAAGUCUUUGGUGUCUGACAUGCGUAAAAUUCGUUAUUUAAACCUAUACAUAUGCGCAAUGAGAUGUAGAUUCAGGAAAUCGGAUACUAGUCAAGGUAAACUAAUUGACAAAGGUAUGGAAACAAAUACUAGAAACAGUUUCGGGCCUUUUGAACGAACAGAGUAGGUGACCAUUUGCCCAGUCCACGCAAUCAAAUGUAAAUCGACAAACUGUGUUGUAAUUUUAAGGGCACUUACGUCAAAGGAGGUCGGUGCUGUAAACCACAAUCACAUUGACUUUUUUGAUAGCAAACACCCAAGAGGUAAAAACAAAUACUAUAACCUUCCCCACCGAGUAAGAAAUAUAAAUAUAAACGACCUAAAUAAUCUUCAUUCAUUUUGUAUAUUAACUUUGUGGAGAAUUGUUCGGUCAUUACUGUUUCAACUGUGUUUGUGUAAUUUUGAGUAAAUGUGACCAAAAAAUGUGUAUAUACUAAAUUAUUCUUAAACCCCCCCCCCUUUGAUUUGUUGGGGAAGCGGAUGAAUAUAAGCUUAAUUUUAAUGCCUUCUUUCGUGAGGUUGUAAAGAAAUCUGCAUUUGCCCAAUGGUAGACUUUAAAGAAAUGGAACAGUGGGGGGAUUUAUGAGGAUUGGUUUAUCACUGCUGGAUGUUCUUGUGGUCUUAACUUUAGCAACGCCUCAAAUGUUAUUUCUUUAACAUGUACAAGCGCUUUAUUUUUUGAGAAUGGGGCGAGCAUGGUGUCGAAUUAAGCCCCCAACGAAGCUUGUUAAUAUGGUUGUAUUGGGCAUGAAAAUAUAGGUCUUUGUUUGAUUUGAGGGCAUUGUACAUAUAAAGUGAGGCUUAUUGUAUAUAAUUAUUGCGCUUUUUAAGUAUUAAGAGAUAAAAAUUUAACCAAAAUGUAAGUUAACUUUAAAGAAUAUUUCUGUGUUCUAUAUUUUAUUGUAAAAUAAUGUUUCAUUGGCAAAACCUAAAUAUAUAGUGUAUUUACAUAAAAGUAUAUGAAUCGUUUAUUUUUGGGUUGUUUUUACAUCUUGAGCCCCUAAGUGUUUGUCGUAAAGAUGAAAGAGGUAUAAGUUGACAUGUACUGUGUUGGUACAUAGUUCUUUUCUUGGAGGAAAGUGGUGUUGAAAUAUCUUCAGAAACUUGUUUAUUCUGUAUUCACCUGUUUCACUAUGUCAACAAUAAGGCCUUGAUAUUUACUUAAAUGGUGGAGCCUCUACAAUCAAAUAUAUGUAUUGUCUAAAAAUACCUUCUUGACCUUGUAUCAAUAAAUACAGUAAAACAGGAAAGUGUCAA